Molecule: messenger RNA, 1197 nt
Organism: Dovyalis caffra
Lineage: Eukaryota; Viridiplantae; Streptophyta; Magnoliopsida; Malpighiales; Salicaceae
Source: the annotation of a GenBank genome assembly
AUGUCUAUGUCUCAGCACAACAUGUUGGAUGUUAGCCGCCACUUGAAGCGCUUGAAUAAGCCUCCUCUUAAAACUAUCAAGAGCCCGGAUGGAGAUGUCAUCGACUGUGUCCAUAUUGCUCACCAACCGGCUUUUGACCAUCCACUGCUAAAGAACCAUACAAUUCAGGCAAGUCCAUGGAGUACGAGACCGAAUUUCCACCCAGAAGGGACUAAGUUUGAGGAAAGCAAAAAGGUGUCUGAGCAGAAAACAAGAUCAUCAAAACCCAUAACCCAGUUGUGGCACUUGAAAGGAAGGUGUCCUGAAGGAACUAUUCCCAUCAGGAGAACUAAAAAAGACGAUAUUUUAAGGGCAAGCUCUGUUGAAAGGUUUGGCAAGAAGAAGCACACCAAAAAUAUUCCUCAUCAACCCAGGUCUGCCCAACCUGACCUCAUUACUCAAUCUGGCCAUCAGCAUGCAAUAGUGUAUGUGGAAGGAGACAAAUAUUAUGGAGCCAAGGCAACCAUUAACGUUUGGGAACCCGAAAUACAACAGCCUAAUGAAUUCAGCUUGUCUCAGAUCUGGAUCCUUGGAGGUACUUUUGGUCAAGAUCUUAACAGCAUUGAAGCUGGGUGGCAGGUUAGUCCAGAUCUAUACGGAGAUAACAGAACAAGGCUCUUCACUUAUUGGACUAGUGAUGCAUAUCAAGCCACCGGUUGCUACAAUCUGCUGUGCACAGGGUUUAUUCAAAUCAACAAUGAAGUGGCAAUGGGUGCAAGCAUCUUUCCUCUUUCUGGCUAUCGUGGCUCCCAGUAUGAUAUCAACCUACUUGUUUGGAAGGACCCAAAAGAGGGAAACUGGUGGAUGCAAUUUGGGAAUGACUAUGUGCUGGGAUAUUGGCCAGCCUUCCUCUUCUCCUACUUGAGCGACAGUGCAAGCAUGAUAGAGUGGGGAGGUGAGGUUGUAAACUCAGAAUCUGAUGAGCAACACACAACCACUGAAAUGGGAAGUGGGCAUUUCCCUGCAGAAGGGUUUGGAAAAGCUGGUUACUUCAGGAAUAUUCAAAUUGUUGAUGGAUCCAACAAUCUCAGGGAUCCUAAAGGGCUUGCCACUUUUACCGAGCAAUCCAAUUGCUAUGACGUCCAAAACGGAAAGACUGGUGAUUGGGGCACCUACUUUUUCUAUGGGGGUCCUGGAAGAAACCCCAGUUGCCCAUGA